Messenger RNA from Caenorhabditis elegans, 177 nucleotides. RefSeq lists its product as uncharacterized. The record is from RefSeq and is marked reviewed. The coding region runs from base 1 to 177 and encodes 58 amino acids. NCBI's taxonomy places the organism in Eukaryota, Metazoa, Nematoda, Chromadorea, Rhabditida, Rhabditidae. The transcript has a single exon.
AUGAAUUUCUAUUCCAUUUUCCUUCUCAUCCUUCUCUCCCUAUUUUCCAUCCAAGUCACUGCCGAACCCCCUCGUUGUCAAAGUGAGAAUCAAUGCAAAACGGAUUCAGUUUGUGAUGAUGGACACUGUCUUACUGUUGAUGAGAUGUUCGAGAAGUAUGGAAAAGGAAAGAUUUGA